Messenger RNA from Salvia hispanica, 2013 nucleotides. The record is from RefSeq and is a predicted model, not a curated record. NCBI's taxonomy places the organism in Eukaryota, Viridiplantae, Streptophyta, Magnoliopsida, Lamiales, Lamiaceae.
CAUAGCAAAGAGAGCUCUGCGCUUUUGGGCGGGUGGGUUUUGCUGUGGGGUAAGAUUGGCGAAUGAUUCAUACGCUGACGGAAGAGACGAAUUGGUGAAAGAGGUAACUUCAAAAAUUGAGACCCUUCAACGCUUAACAACUGAAAACCCUUUUCUUUUCGUUGUUUCUUUCCUUUUAUUCCUUUGAUAAUUGUGUGGUACAUGUACUGCUGUUAAUAUCGUUUGUUCAUAAUUACUUGUGUUGUAUUAUUGAGUUGAAAUGGAGAAGCCAGCCGUUCAAUAUGGGUGUUGUUCAGUGUGCAUAUUAGCUGUUCGAUCAAAUGCCUAGCUGAUUAUGCUGCCAGAAACUGCAGAAAUCCUUGAAAAAAAUCAUUGGUUCCUAUUUACUGAUUAUUCAGCAUAGAUAAUAUUCAGUGUUGAGGCAGAGUUCAACCAUGCUCUUCCAAGUAGCGAGUUAGUCAUGAAUUUGUGUGGAUUAGAUUAAUUUGAGUUUGGUGAUUCUUGAUUUGUGCUUUAUUCAUUUUAAUUCAACUGAUUGGCGACAGUUGGAAUGAUAUCACAUCUGUCCUGUUACUUUUUCUUUCUUUCUUUCUCGUCUCCCCUUUUAGGUUGAAAAGGGUCACUGAUCAAGUAUUAAAAAAUAUUUCUUUUAUCGAAAGAUUUGGUUGAACGGGUUUGUUGAUAAGCAUCCGAUACAUUGGGGUUGUAGCAUUACUUUAGGAGAAGUUAUGGUAAUGAUAUAGUACCUUGUACCCUUCGAUCUCCCAUUGCAUCUGUAGAGCAGCACCGGGAAUGAAUGUGCCAUGGUUGGUUCGCUCCCAGCUUUGCAGCGAGGCGAAGUAUGCUAAUCCCUUCAUUAUCAAAAUGGCGAAACACAUAGUUGGGGAGCUUUCUCUGCAUCAGGAAUUCGAACAUUUUGCAUUACAUAAGCUGAUCAGCAGUUGUUAGUCCGUAGUCAGUAUCAAGUCAAUACCAAUGUCAAGAAUAGCCUUUGUAACAAGACUGGCCAAGCAGUUAAACAGAGUCAAUGUUGAAAGAGCCGAGUCCCUCUCUUCUUGUUACAAUGCCAUGCGAUACUCCACAAUCUCUAACCAAAAGAAUGAAGAAUCAACGGAGGACAUAAGCCAUUUCACGUCUCAGAAUCGGAUCAAAGGCAUGGGGAGUGUGCCCCGUUGCCAAAUAGGAGAGAACGUUCCAAGAAAGGAAAAAAACAGCUUUCUUGUGGCCACACUUAUGGAUCUCCCAGAUAGCAAAGAAGCCGUGUACAGCGCCCUCGAUGCUUGGGUUGCGUGGGAACAGGACUUCCCAAUUGGGGCGCUGAAGAACGUAUUACUCGCUCUUGAGAAAGAGCAGCAGUGGCACAGGGUAGUUCAGGUUAUCAAGUGGAUGCUAAGCAAGGGACAGGGCACCACCAACGGGACAUACGGCCAGCUGAUUCAUGCCUUGGAUAUGGAUAAUCGGGUUGAGGAAGCGCAAGAUAUUUGGAAGAAGAAACUCGCUUUUGAUCUGCAUUCGGUUCCGUGGAAACUGUGCAAGCUUGUGAUCUCGAUGUAUUACAGGAACAAGAUGUUCAAUGAGCUCGUGACACUAUUCAAGGGCCUCGAGUCUUUUGACCGUAAGCCACCAGAGAAAUCUAUAGUUAGGAAAGUGAGCAAUGCAUACGAGCUGCUGGGGUUGCCUGAGGAGAAGGAAAGAGUAAUGGAGAAGUACAAGAAUCUGUUUGUUGAAUCUUCUAGAAAGAAAAUCAGCCGCAGUGAUUCUCCCAAGAAAGCUAGACCAAGCCAAAAAGGGUGAGUUGAGGUAUGAUGCCCAUUGUAAUUAGGCCAAUUGAUGAUGGUCCACUCUUUAAUUGUGUGAGAAAUUUCCCUAUUUUGAUCAUAUCUUUGAUUUUUGUAUACUCUUUGAUCAUAUCUUUGAGAAAUUAUCUAGGAACUUUGGAUCAGUUGUUUUGUUCUUGUAUUCUCCUUUACCAAAUCAGAAAUUCUCAUUCAGUGCAAGUGGCACUAGUUUUUC